Molecule: messenger RNA, 570 nt
Organism: Camarhynchus parvulus
Lineage: Eukaryota; Metazoa; Chordata; Aves; Passeriformes; Thraupidae
Product: proline-rich protein 9-like
Exons: 1
Coding region: 1-570 (189 amino acids)
Source: RefSeq, a predicted model, not a curated record
AUGUCCUACUACUACGAGCAGUGCAAGCAGCCCUGCCUGCCCCCUCCGUGCCUGCGGAAGUGCGCCAAGUGCCCGGAGCCCUGCGCCACCCAGUGCGUCGAGGUCUGCCAGGCCCCCUGUGCCACCAGCUGCGUCACCCAGUGCGUGGAGCCCUGUGCCACCCAGUGUGCCACCAGCUGUGCCCCGCAGUGCGUGGAUGUUUGUGCCACCCAAUGUGCCACCAGCUGUGCCCCGCAGUGUGUGGAUGUCUGUGCCACCAGCUGUGCCCCGCAGUGCGUGGACGUCUGUGCCACCCAAUGUGCCACCAGCUGUGCCCCGCAGUGCGUGGACGUCUGUCCCACCCAAUGUGCCACCAGCUGUGCCCCGCAGUGCGUGGACGUCUGUGCCACCCAGUGUGCCACCAGCUGUGCCCCGCAGUGCGUGGAUGUCUGUCCCGCCCAGUGUGCCACCCAGUGCCCCGAGCCCUGUGUCACCAAGUGCGUGGAGCAGUGCCAGGCCGAGGUUUGCAGCACCAAGUGCGUGGAGUCGUGCGAGGCCGUGUGCCUGGAGCCGUGCUCCCGCCCCUGCUGA